UACAUAAAUUAUAUCAUGUCACAAUGAUCUUGUAAAUAUUAUACACUUAUGUAUACAAAAAGAACAAUGUGUAUAUACAAUAUAAUAAUGAAAUGUGUAUCUGUGGUCGUCCUCUUUACGCCAUUUCCUGUUGCAUCACCAACACCUUUAAAUGGUAGAUACACAAAAUCGAUAGAGAAUUAUAAACUCACAGUGCCCCACAAACUUGAUUCCCAGGGAGACUUCCUGUCCUUCGACCUACCCCAUUUUUUCGUUCAUGACCCCUCGAAAUCUCGCAGGAAAAGAACGUCGCAGGAUUCCGGUAUGGUUCACUACGGCCUGACACUGAACGGUCAGGACCACGUGAUCGAUUUGUGGCCCAAUCACGAGUUUCUUUCGGCCGAUCUGAUUGUGGAGCGUAGAGAUCCGAAACUGAGGAGGGACACUGAGAGGUUUAAGCGUAUCGAUAGGGAGAGAAUUUGCCAUUAUACCGGUGAAGUUCGAGGACAGAACGGAUCUAGAGUAGCUUUAAGUACUUGUGAUGGAUUGGCUGGAUACAUCACUCUUGGUAACAAGCGGUACUUUAUAGAACCUUUGGAACACCAUCAACCGAAUCAACAAGGCCACCAUUUGCAUAUGAUACACCAAAGCAAUUCCCACGUUGACGCCAAAUCUGCCCAUUGCGGUACCAGUGCUGAUUGGGAAACGGCUUGGAAGAAACGAUUCAAAGACAAGUUACUCAAGAGAGGUCAAGCUGUCGUCGGCAAACGAGGAACAACCAGUGAACAUAGAUAUCUUGAAAUAUUGGUGGUUUGUGACAAAAAGUUUAUUACUCACCACAAGGAUAAGGAUAUGGAGAACUAUAUUAUGACAAUCAUGAAUAUGGUAUCAGACUUUUACCACGACGCUUCUAGCGGCAACCAAAUGGAUAUCGUGGUGGUGCGCGUUAUGUAUUUAGAAAAAGAAGAAGAGGAAAUCGACCUGGUGAUAAACACCGACGCGGAGAGCACGCUCGCCAGCUUCUGCAAGUGGCAGGUCAAGAUUAAUCCCAAAGAUAUAACUAAUCCGAAUUAUCAUGAUAUUGCCGUCUUGUUAACGAGGUACGACAUAUGUGCGGAUGAAGGCAAGGAUUGUGGACUGAUGGGUUUAGCUUACGUCGCUGCAGCUUGUACAAAAGAAGAAAAUUGCGCCAUUAAUGAAGACGGUGGUUUAACUUUGGGAAUCGUCGUUGCUCACGAAAUUGGCCACGUAAUGGGAUGUGCCCAUGACACCGAAGGCGAGUCAGCCUGUCCAUCACAAGCAGAGGAUGAGUCUUAUUAUAUUAUGGCGCCCUACGUUCAUAUGUUUACUACACGCUGGUCUACGUGUAGCAGAGGAUUUAUGACAGCUUUGUUCGAGAACAACUUGGGUGAUUGCCUCAACGACGAACCAGAAGUAUCUAUUUAUUCGAUGAGGAAUGCCCUUCCUGGAACCAUUUAUGACUCGGAUGCUCAAUGCGAUAUUAUGUUUCCGGGAUCUACCACUUGUAUACUGGAAGAGGAAGAAUUUUGUGCAACAUUGUACUGCAGAACCGAACCUAGUUCCUGUUCGUCUAGAGGUGAGCCACCGGCAGAUGGAACAAAGUGUGGUAACAACAAAUGGUGUUUCCACAAAAAAUGUAUCGAGAUCGGCGAACGACCAGACGCAGUAAAUGGUGGUUGGGGACCUUGGGGUUCCUGGUCAUCCUGCUCAAGAACUUGUGGAGGUGGCGUUUCGAUAGCCCAAAGAGACUGUGACAAUCCGAUUCCUCAGUACGGUGGAAGAUACUGCUUGGGAGAAAGAAAGAAAUAUAAGAUAUGCAAUAAAGAGCAUUGUCCAGUUGAUCAACCCUCAUUUAGAGAGGUCCAAUGUACAGAGAGAAAUACAAUUCCUUUUAAGGGCGAACUACGUACUUGGAAACCAUAUCUUAAAAAAGAGGAGCCUUGUGUACUGUACUGCGUAAAUGAGCUGCGAAAGUUUGCAAAAUUGGAGCCAAGAGUGAGGGAUGGAACGCCGUGUAAGGCAGGCACAAAGAAUAUGUGCAUAAGUGGUACUUGCAAGAAGGUUGGGUGUGAUUAUCAACUGGACUCAGAUGCGGUGGAAGAUGUGUGCGGUAUUUGUAAUGGCGACGGAACACAGUGCAAAAUUAUAGACGAAGUCUACAAAGACACCGGCGCUCGUGAUUACAAGAAAGUGGCGACGAUUCCCCAAGGUAGCAGGAAUGUGAGGAUCGAAGAAUUGGCGCCGUCAGUAAACACUAUCGCUGUUACCGAUAAAUCUGAAAAGAUAUUUUAUCUGAACGGAGAGCAUCGUGAAGAGAAAGACGGAACGAAGAAUUUUGGAAAAACUGAAGCUAUCUACAAUCAUCCAGAACCAGGACGAGAAUCCUUAGUCGUACAUGGGCCUACCACGGAAGAUUUAAUAUUUCAUGUCUGCUUCUAUAAACAGGAAAACGUCGGAUACCGCUACAAGUAUGCCGAACCAUCGUCCGACCUAAACUAUUCCCCCCAUUACCACUGGGAAUUGCUGGAAUGGGGGGAAUGCGACGCAAAAUGCGGCGGCGGCAUUCAGCUCUCCAAAUUCGACUGCAUCGAAGAAAAAGCCGGGAAAGUGAGUACGAAUUUUUGCGCCGGAGAACAGAAACCAGAGGCUCUGACUAAGAAAUGCAACGAACAACCGUGUAAGACAAAGUGGAAGGUUGGAAAAUGGAGCCAGUGCAAAGCGUGCAAAAACAUUACAGGACUGCGAACUAGAGAAAUACAAUGUGCCAGAGAAAGUCCCAAACAAGGGGCAGAAGAUAUCCUGCUCGAAGAUUCCAAUUGCGAAGGCGUCAGACCCGCCACUAGCGAGUUGUGCGACUCUCCCGUGAAAUGUAAAGCCAGGCAAGCUGAAUGGGCUCCGGAGGAGAUGCUAAGAGAUGUUUGGGUGCAAGUCAAUAGAAUCAAAAGAAAGGAUGACAAGAGAUAUCUGAAUCUGGAUAAUUUAGUAGAUGUCAUAAACCUAAACGGCGGCAAAGAUAGUUGUGGUGAAAACACUAACGAAAUUACAAAAGCCCCCUCCACCAACAUAACUUUCAGCGUCGGUCAAAUUAUCAAAGACCGAAUUCCACAAACAGAGAUAAAACUUCUUAGGGUACCAUUAAAACAUUCCCAUGACACACUAAACAUUUCUGAUAGUGCCUUUGAGUCCAUGGGCGACACCGUUGGAGACCAAUUGGACACAGGAAGCGUUGUUGUAGUAAAAGGCCAGGAAGCUGCAGAGAAAUUAAAAGAAUUGGGACAGAAUAAAUUGGAGAAACAGGAAUUGUUGUCUUCGACCGUUGCGUCAAAUUAUACAAAGGAAGAAGCAAAACAAAAGGGAGAAAUUACAACUGAGAGUUCCAAAAAGGUUGCUUCGAAAAACAAAGUAAAUGAUGAGGAAAAACCAAAAUCAAAGAGGAAGAGUCAUUAAACCAUUCAAGAUAAAAGCAUGAUAUCACAAGUAUCAAAUACUAUUAUGAUUUAUUGUAAAAAUAAUUAUGUAAAAAAGGGAUUUUCUAAAAAUAUUUAGAUGGAAAGAAUUUCUUAGUUUAUAGGAACUUAUGUACAUAUAUAUUUUUAUAUUAUACGUUAUAUAUUUAGUUUAAUAAAGUC
This is a messenger RNA of Diabrotica virgifera virgifera (western corn rootworm), 3629 nucleotides long. RefSeq names its product A disintegrin and metalloproteinase with thrombospondin motifs 12-like. Gene Ontology annotation, molecular function: metalloendopeptidase activity. The record is from RefSeq and is a predicted model, not a curated record. Gene Ontology annotation, cellular component: extracellular matrix. NCBI's taxonomy places the organism in Eukaryota, Metazoa, Arthropoda, Insecta, Coleoptera, Chrysomelidae. Gene Ontology annotation, biological process: proteolysis; extracellular matrix organization. The transcript is spliced from 17 exons. Bases 49 to 3447 code for a protein of 1132 amino acids.